This is a messenger RNA of Spizellomyces punctatus DAOM BR117, 1396 nucleotides long. RefSeq lists its product as uncharacterized. The record is from RefSeq and is a predicted model, not a curated record. NCBI's taxonomy places the organism in Eukaryota, Fungi, Chytridiomycota, Chytridiomycetes, Spizellomycetales, Spizellomycetaceae. The transcript has 3 exons. The coding region runs from base 528 to 1202 and encodes 224 amino acids.
CUUCCAUUUGGAGGAUAUCCAUUGGGGGAUAUCCAUUGCGGGAUGCCCCAAAGCGGAUGCCCGUCGGGGAUGCACCGUACUUUUGAAAGUCGGUCGUAUUGACGAUUCCUUUCAAGGUGGCAUGUUUUGCGACCAAAUCGAGUCUUUUAACAUUCGUCCCCAUGCCUCAUCUUGAAUAGACGAUCGCUUCCCAAAUACACUCGUUGGCCAACUAGCAAAAGAGCGGCUUUCCAUUACCCACAUUUGAGAAAUUGCCAUAACUUGCCAUACAUUUCAAUAUGCCAUAAAAUGUGGUGAAACGGUCGCGUUUGUUUUUUAUUCCAAAUUUUUAUCUAAGUUUUGGAGGAAGACGUCAAGGCCUCAUUUCGACAUUGUGAUUUCACCUACUCCUUCUCUCCGCCCUGCCAUUUGCUCCUUACACUCUUCCUUUGUUACGUCUUGCCCACUUCAACGACCUCUUGACUACAAAAGUCGUCUAUAUAUAUAUCUCCCUCCUCUCCAAAGUCACACAUUCCACAACGGCCCUAAUGUACAGCACAUUUGGCACGGAUAACGAAGCCUCUUCCCCCCAGCAACAGGCCGCAUCAAUGUUCAACCCUAGACCCGAAGACCGUAACUCGGACGCGGACAUGGAGGAGUGGAGUGCACGAUGGCGUGUUGUCACCAGCACCAAGACAAGAAUGUGGCAAGCCAUUGGUUUGCACGCCGGUCACGUCAUUGGAGCUCUAUCACUAGCUAUUGCCAUCGGGGUUAACGGCAUGGAACAACGUAACGGAGAGAUAGUCUGUCUACUCAACAUGGACAUCUCCACCACAGGACCCAAAUCCUCCUGUGCCCUUCCCAUCACCCAAUCUGUUUUCUGUACGAUCGCGGCCAUUGUUAUCGGGGCCUACAAUGCUCGGAGCUUGAUUAUCUACCAAUCACGAAAACGUACCUACAUAAUUGCCGAAUGCGUAGCCUCCCUUGCAAUGAUGGCCUUGAUGUUCUGGGCUGCAUCGUCCGUAUCUGUCUCUCUCAAAGAAACUUGCGAGAUAUUUAGGCAGAAAGGAUGGGGAAACUGUUCAUCUAGUUUUGCGGAUAAAUACGGCAAGAGCUUGCCCGGUUUGACAUUUGGAAUUGUUGCGGGGUACUUUUCAGCAGCGCUCUGGUCAUACUCAACCUACAAAGAAUGGAACGCAUACCGAUCCAAAGAGUCGUUGUAAUCACGCUUACCCUUCAAACCACAAUCGUCACUAGAGUUUUUUCACCGCACGUUAGACAAUUGACUUUAUAUAGACCUCUUUUUUUUGCACUUUAUCAGGGUGCUUUAUCGUACAUAGUGUAGUUGCGCUCCAUUUAGGUAUUAUGGAGUAGAUAAUUGAGACAGUUGAUGCUAAUAGAUGGUAUAUAUUACGGU